This is a messenger RNA of Funneliformis geosporum, 749 nucleotides long. Lineage: Eukaryota; Fungi; Glomeromycota; Glomeromycetes; Glomerales; Glomeraceae. The record is from the annotation of a GenBank genome assembly.
GAACAACUGUUACGUUUGUUGCCAUUUGCCAACCUUCUUCUGAUUCAAAUAAACCACAAAUCAUCAAUAUUGUGAGUUCAAAUCUAAGGUAUAGAAAGGAACGCAUUAUUAACUUACGACGAAUGUUCAAUUUGGCCCUGCUUCUAGAUCCAUUCAAGGAAAUAAUUGGAUGGCGUGAUACACCUGAACUUCUUCUAAUUCAAAAAGAUAAUCACAUUAUUACUGUGAAUCCCACAAAUGUCAAGAAAGUUUUCAUUGGUUUAAGUUCACAGAUUCAAAUUGAAAGGUUAAAAGUUAUCUAUGAGAAAUUAAAGCGUAAAAAUGUACUAAAUGUUGAUCAUAUUGUUGCUGUAAGUUUGCCUGAUAUAACAGAACCUUAUUUGUAUUUUGAACCAAGAGGUAUGUGUGUCUAUCCAAAAAUAGAAAAAGAAGUGAUUGAAGCUGUUUUAUGCGUACUUGAGGCACAUAUGAGUAUGUAUGUUAGUGAUCUUAUUUUCCACCGGGAUAUCCGUUGGUCUAAUGUUAUUCAAAAAGCAAAUGGAAAUAAAUGGUUUCUAAUUGAUUUUGAUGAUGCAGUUUCUCUUCCAACCUUGGCAGCAAUACAUCUUGCAAAGGAUAAUUAUGCGUCAGAAGUUUUUCAUGAUAAUCAUGGUGGAGAAGUUGAUGUUUGGAGUGUUGGGUAUUUAAUAGAUUAUGCAGCAAGAUUAUCAAUUGGUCUCUCUGCAGAGAUUGUAAAUGUAGGGAAAUGA